Triticum turgidum subsp. durum (durum wheat) is the source of this 222-nucleotide messenger RNA. NCBI's taxonomy places the organism in Eukaryota, Viridiplantae, Streptophyta, Magnoliopsida, Poales, Poaceae. The record is from the annotation of a GenBank genome assembly.
AUGGGUGUGGCUUGGGGAGCCCCGCACGCAUCAAGCAACGACGAGUGCAUCCAACGCCACCAUGCUGCUGGUCCUAGGGAACAAGGUAAAAGAAGGAAGAGAACAUUGGAGAAAAAGGCAGCUUUGCAAGGUACUAUGCGCCCCAUUCAAGGUUUACAGAAUUUGCACCAUCCUAUUACAGUUUGUUCUGAUGACAUAAUUGACCAGUUCUUCCUUGAGUAA